This is a messenger RNA of Priapulus caudatus, 1626 nucleotides long. RefSeq names its product PC-esterase domain-containing protein 1A-like. The record is from RefSeq and is a predicted model, not a curated record. NCBI's taxonomy places the organism in Eukaryota, Metazoa, Priapulida, Priapulimorpha, Priapulimorphida, Priapulidae. The annotation marks the transcript as partial. The transcript has 8 exons.
AAGAAGACCACACACGAAAGCAGCGCUUGUAGGAUACGAAAGAAUUUUCUACUGUCAACAAUAACAGCUUUGGAAUUUCCACAGUAGUGUUCUUCUGGAUGUAUGGCGCUUUACAGAUCAACAGACGUCCAGGAGCUACUGAGGGACAAGUUUGUUGUGUUCAUUGGUGACUCCAAUUCUCGGGGGAUGUACAAGGAUUUACUCAGCUUGAUGGACAGUGAUAGCUUUAUUUCACCUAAUAGGCUACGGACAAGGGGAGAGUUAUCAUUUUUAAAUGAUACUCUGUGUCAUGGGGGAAGUUUAGUUAAGAUGCAUAAUGGCGUGGCAUUCAGAGAAGAGAGGGAAUUUUACAACGCCACCUUCAUGAUGCGAUACUUCUAUAUAACCAGAGCAUACAACAACUAUGUCAGUGAUGUGUUGGAUCGGCUACUGCAGCAUGCAUUCACACCAGAUGUUGUGUUUGUGAACAGUGGUGUGUGGGACCUGACAAGGUAUGGUAGAGGAGAGACAGUAUUUAAAGAGUACCUGGCAAAUUUGCACAGAUUGUUCCAGCAUCUUAACAGAUUACCGGAGGAAACUCUGGUGAUAUGGAACACCACGCUGCCCGUGUCAGAUAACAUCAAGGGCGGAUUUCUGCUGCCGGAGAUUCAGCAGCUGAGCCUGAUGCUGCGAUACGACGUACUGGAGGCAAACUACGUCACCAUGCAGAUUGCCGACUCGUACGGCUGUGACAUUCUUGACCUUAGUCACAGCCUACGCAGUAUGAUGCACAUGAGGCGCGACGACGGCAUACAUUGGAACAACGUUGCGCACAGGCACAUGACCAACCUGAUGCUUCGUCACAUAUCGAUGGCGUGGAGCACGAGAAUCCCGAUACGCCCCAUCUCCAUCGACGUCAUCGCCGCCGCUGCCGCCAUGCGCAUCAACCAGCCGGCGACGCGGCAUCCCGCCGCGCGCUCCGUCUCCCUCAUAGAUCUGACGGUCGAAGACGAACCGGCGGCGCGUCCUGUCGCCGUUACACAACAAUCCACGCGUCCUGUCAUCGUUGCGGACGAACCGGCGCGUUCCGUCACCGUCAACGACAAACCCUCCACCUUCAAGGACGAACCGGCGCGUUCUGUCACCGUCAAGGACAAACCCUUCACCUUCAAAUUCGAUCCGCCGCGUUCCGUCACCGUCAAGGACAAACCCUCCACCUUCAAGGACGAACCGGCGCGUUCCGUCACCGUCAAGGACAAACCCUUCACCUUCAAAUGCGAUCCGCCGCGUUCCGUCACCGUUACGGACAAACCGGAGCAGGGGCCUGUCGCCAUCGAGGCCGAGGGGAAGGAAACGCAACGCGACCGAUCAGUUGCCAUGGUGAAUCGGACGGGAACUAGCGAGGCAGCCCGCAGUAGGGGUGCUAGCGAUUCGCAGUCGAGUUGCAAGCAGCAGCAGCAGAAGACGAAGAAGAUGAUGAAGCAAGAGCUGAAAGAGCAGCAGCAGCAGCAGCAGCAGCAGCAGCAGCAGCAGCAGCAGCAGCAGAAGAUGAAGAAGAUGACGAAGCAACAGCGGAAGGAGCUGCAGAAGCAGCAGGAGAAGAAGAAGUUGAAGAAGCAACAGCGGAAGGAGCAGCAGCAGCAGCAG